CACAGCUCCUUGCGAAUCGGCAGAACGCGAAAGAGAGAUAAUAGAAGAUAGACGAAGGCACAAGCGAGCUCUGCUACGAAGAGCGAACACCACGCGCCGCGUUCCGUCGUCCACGCCGCGCUUCCAUCCAUCCAGGGGGCUGCGUCGUCGGCCACUCGGCCGUCCUUCCUCUCUGGGCUCUGCCUCCAGCUCUGGCGGAGAUAUUAUUUGUAAAAGAUUAUGUCUUUGCGUAGGCCACCCCUUCCACGGCUUCUCCUUAACAAUGUAGGUUGCAUGAGAAAUGCACAACAAAUUCUUCGUCAUGUUAACGUCACACUCCAUGACGGUGGGGCUCUUGUACUGACGGGCACAAAUGGUUCUGGAAAAACCACCUUUCUGCGCAUGUUAGCUGGUUUCGCAAAACCAUCUGCUGGUGAAAUACUAUGGAAUGGUCAUGACAUCACCAAUUCGGGUAUCUUUGAGCAAUACAAACUCCAGCUCAACUGGCUUUCCCUGAAGGAUGCUGUGAAGGAGAAGUUCACGGUCCUAGACAACGUUCAGUGGUUUGAAGUGCUUGAAGGGAAGCAGGGAAAGUCUUUGCCGGCUUUAGAGGCUGUGGGGCUGGGGAGAUUGGCAAAUGAGAAGUCAAGAAUGCUCUCCAUGGGUCAAAGGAAAAGGUUACAGCUUGCUAGGUUGUUGGCAAUUGAUAGGCCAAUUUGGUUGCUUGAUGAGCCUUCGGUGGCAUUGGAUGAUGAUGGUGUGAAGAUACUGGAGUCCAUCAUAGCCGAUCACAGAAAGAAGGGUGGGAUUGUCAUUGUAGCCACCCAUCUACCCAUUAAGAUUGAGGACGCUAUGCAUUUGAGGUUGCCUCCCAGGUUCCCGCGAAGAAUGACGUUGGUUGACAUGCUCGAUCGUGGUGGAUUGGACUGAUUCUACUCGUGUAGCUGUGGGAGCUGUUAUGGAAAGGAAGCUAUGCAACUUAUGUUUGAGACGCCAGACUGACUGACUGACUAUAUUCCAUCCGACCAUACUGAAGGCUAUGAAAACCUUGGUUUUUCCAUUAUUUUAUUGCACAGAUGUAUAAGGUGGUAAGAAAAUUGCUUCCAGGAAGUCAGUGAUGACUUAUGGGGAGGAAAAAAUAUUUUUUGUUCGAAAAUACUUUAUUGUAAAUUUAGUACUUUUAUAUCGUCACUCCAAACUCGUGCAUAUGAAAGUAUUUAUGUACUAUUCACGCUGGUUAGCCAAUCUCAGCAUUGAUCUCUA
Messenger RNA from Cuscuta epithymum, 1242 nucleotides. The record is from the annotation of a GenBank genome assembly. NCBI's taxonomy places the organism in Eukaryota, Viridiplantae, Streptophyta, Magnoliopsida, Solanales, Convolvulaceae.